This is a messenger RNA of Dictyostelium discoideum AX4, 252 nucleotides long. RefSeq lists its product as hypothetical. The coding region runs from base 1 to 252 and encodes 83 amino acids. Lineage: Eukaryota; Evosea; Eumycetozoa; Dictyosteliales; Dictyosteliaceae. The transcript has 2 exons. The record is from RefSeq and is a predicted model, not a curated record.
AUGAAUAAAAAAUCACCUGAACACCUUAAAGAAAGAUUGGAGAGAAGAUUGAAUGCAUUACAAUUAGGUGUAGAAAUUGGUAAUGAAUAUAGAAAUGAUAAAGUUAGACAAUCACAUAGGGGACUCCAACAUUUUCAAAAGAACAAUAUCAAUUAUUGGUUACCAUUGUUGUUGAAUUGGUUAAAAAAAAAACAAAAUUUAGGUAUGAAUGAAAUUGCUCAAUUUCUUAAUAAUAAUCAAUUAAAUAAAUAA